AUGGAAGAGAUCUGGGAGAGAUCGCUUUCGCCUGAGCGAAAGGCCUAUUUGGCGCAGUCUCGCAUUCCUGAGGUCAUUCUAUGUAAUGUGAUUCUCCUCGCAAUUGCGACCGCGGGGCUGGCGGUGCGUCUUUUUGUCCGGAUGCGAUAUCUUACCGGCAUCAACUUUGACGACAUAUUAUGUGUGACCAGCUGGGUCUUCACAAUUGUUCUGUGCGCUACUUGCAUGAGGAUGACAAAGUAUGGAUUUGGCAAACAUAUUGGAACAAUUCAGGACUUUUACACCCGGUCCAUGUUUCUGAAACUCGACUUCGUCACCAUGAUCGCAUAUGUCCUAGCCCUUGGCGCCAUCAAAGUGUCCUUCUGCCUGCUCUACCUACACAUUUUCCCCGGAAAGAAGUUCCGGAUCGCCUGCUGGUGUAUACUGGCUAUCCUCGUUGCGGAGACUAUUGAGGAGGCACUUGUCGUGGUCUUUCAAUGUUGGCCUGUCUACAAGGCCUGGGAUGCCACUGGCCUCGUGGAGGGGAAGUGCGUCGACAUGAAUCUUUUUUACUACGUCAAUUUUGCCAUUAAAUUGGGAACCGACAUAGCCCUUUUCGCGAUGCCUAUGCCAAAAUUAGUGCAGUUGAAAAUGACGCUGGGCAAACGGGUGGGUUUGGUGUUUAUGUUUAGUCUGGGACUACUUGUUUGCGUGACGAGUGUCAUUCGAGUAAGCUACAUGAAUAAGUUCCAGGAGGACCACACAUGGGUAUUGGUCGACACAAUGAACUGGUCUUGCGUGGAAGUCGCAGUCGCCAUCUUUAUCGCAUGCAUACCGUCCUUCAAAUCGCUCAUCACAUACCGAUUUCCGGCGCUACAACGUAUGCUGGGUUUGUCCAGCAAAGGCGGAUCGAUGGGUCCUUCAAGGAUGUACGGCACUGCGACUCGUCGGACAUACAACGGCCUAACAACGGGGCAUCAAAACAGCAUCAAGUUGAAGCCCGUGGUAGGAGAGAGCCAGGCGGAAGUGGAAACUAGCCAAAAUGGCUCGCAGGAACGCAUCGUGCACGCCGGUAUCCACGUCACGACAGAUGUUCGAAUCAACGAGACCGUUUGAUGGCGCUCGGAUCGAGAUUGCCUGAUCCGAUAGUGACGAAUGCGAUUAAUCUUACUCCAUUUACCCACGCUCCUGCACUUCGAACAUCUACGUACUCGGGUCUAACAGUGGAUCUUUUCUGUUUUCCUACGGUGUAGUCCGUACAAAGUAGCGUCAGCCAGCCAGACUAUCCCGAUCUCGACCAUACUCCGUGCGCCUGGCCCCCAUCGCGAGUCAAGAACUCCGCGAUACAUCAAGCCAGGGAAACUGGUUGUCAAUCUAGACUGGUACGCCAAGAGGGAGAGUCAAACCGGUGGGCCCGAACUAUACACACAAGGGCAUUAGGUCAACUCUACGAGCCUUACAGAUUGGAUAGAAUCCUGCUCGGCGAAACAACGAAUCUACGGAGUAACUGCCCACCCCCCCGUCGACUAUCCGUUAAUCUAUGCGUUGCACGCCACUGCCGCACGAGUGGGAAGUCUAAACAUCCCAAGCCUUGUGAGUGGCGGAGAUGGCCCGAGAUCCAGGCAGGUGGGCCGCCUAAACCCG
Messenger RNA from Aspergillus melleus, 1623 nucleotides. RefSeq lists its product as uncharacterized. Lineage: Eukaryota; Fungi; Ascomycota; Eurotiomycetes; Eurotiales; Aspergillaceae. The transcript has 6 exons. The coding region runs from base 1 to 1095 and encodes 364 amino acids. The record is from RefSeq and is a predicted model, not a curated record.